Esox lucius (northern pike) is the source of this 2385-nucleotide messenger RNA. Its product is annotated as ras-related protein Rap-2b. The transcript has a single exon. Lineage: Eukaryota; Metazoa; Chordata; Actinopteri; Esociformes; Esocidae. Gene Ontology annotation, cellular component: plasma membrane. Gene Ontology annotation, biological process: negative regulation of cell migration; Rap protein signal transduction. Gene Ontology annotation, molecular function: GDP binding; GTPase activity; GTP binding. Bases 606 to 1154 code for a protein of 182 amino acids. The record is from RefSeq and is a predicted model, not a curated record.
AUUCAAAAGGUGGACAUUUACUCCAUAGUCACCACUAAUCAAUAGCUUAUUACAUUAGUACGUUCAGUAAGCAAUUAUGAUUGGCCGAUAAAUGAGCAACAUCUUGAUUUUAGUCAUCAUUAUAUAAGUAUGAACAUCACUUAAAAGGCUGUUGGAGACGAUUUGUAACCAGAUUUUUUUAUAAGCGCAUGGGUCAGCUGACAAGAGUGGGUGACUAACAUUUCCGUAGACUAAUGUUUUGGGCGACUGCCCCUUUAAAAAACGGAACUAAGCCGUGGCUCGUGACGUUGGUAUUUUUUUUUUCUUUCAGCCCUGCGCUGAGAAACUGGGCAGGAAACGCCAGACAGAGUGAACUGAUCCAACGCGGUGGCCCAAUACUAACAGCAGAAGAUGUACUACACGGUUAUAUAUUAAUGUUCAAUAACGGCCACUCGCUUCAGCUUCUUAGCAGUAUAUUUGGAAGCGACCUGCGAAAGCUUUUUAGCCGAAAGAUUGUACAACUCCCACCCUGGUAGGAGGUCUGCCUGUCUGCGGUCUGAAAACAUCGGGCCGGCCAGCAGGCGGGUAGAGCAUUUGCGGAGUGGGGCUAUCUGCUUUCUGAAGCCAUGAGGGAGUAUAAAGUGGUCGUAUUGGGCUCGGGCGGAGUAGGAAAAUCUGCACUGACUGUCCAGUUUGUUACUGGAUCCUUUAUUGAGAAAUACGACCCCACAAUCGAGGAUUUUUACCGAAAGGAAAUUGAGGUGGACUCGUCCCCCUCUGUUCUGGAGAUACUGGACACAGCGGGGACCGAACAGUUCGCCUCCAUGCGAGACCUGUACAUCAAAAACGGUCAGGGAUUUAUUCUAGUCUACAGUCUGGUCAACCAGCAGAGCUUCCAAGACGUCAAGGCGUUGAGAGAUCAAAUCAUCCGCGUGAAAAGGUAUGAGCGAGUGCCCAUGGUAUUGGUUGGAAACAAGGUGGACUUGCAAGGCGAAAGAGAGGUCUCUUCCGGGGAAGGCAAGGCGCUGGCUCAGGAGUGGAAUUGCCCGUUUAUGGAAACUUCUGCCAAAAAUAAAGGGUUGGUUGACGAACUCUUCGCAGAAAUCGUGAGACAGAUGAACUAUUCCUCUUUACCCAGCGGUGGAGAUCGCUGUUGUUCUUGUGUUGUUCUUUAAGAAAACAUGUUUAGGUUUGCAAAUGUGACGCUGAUGUGAAAAUCGUCUAACAAGACCAGUUUUGAUAACUUGUUCAUUACAAAAUGAUACGGCCUCGUUUUGUGACCGUCAGUAUUCAAAUGCUGCCCACUGUUGUAUUACUGCACACACCAUAGACGAUGCCAAUAAUCGAUAUCGAAAUACCCUAAAGAGUUUACAUUACAAAGUACUUGAAUGUUUGUGUUUUUUUUUAUCACACAGCUUUGUAAGUGACACUUUUUUGGAAACAUGCCUCAAUGGGAAUGUCUUAUUGUAAAACCUAAGAGAGACACUUUAACUUUUGCAUUGUUUUGUUAUGAAAUUGUUUGGUGGGUUUGGAUUACUUAGGCUACUAUUUGUACUUUUACACGUCUUUUGGGCGGGUCGUUCAGGCUUUGAUAGGGGGUUGGAGGACUCUUCCCUAUACUGAACAACGAUUGGACACUUUCUGGAGAUCCUGCUGGGCUCUAGGAAAAUUUGCCCACCAACAUUGGAAACUCCCUGCAAAAGCUCAUGUUUUAAUUUCUACAAUGUCAAACUCCUAACUCCUGUCAGGGUACAUGCACUGGUCACUAUAACUAAUCUAAACCCAAGCGUCUGGUUGAAAUACAUUUAACCAUAACAGUGAACAUCAAACCAUUGUACAUUACACACCAAGACGUUGUCGAGCCAUCGGGCUGUUGUGGAUUGUUUCUUUUUUUUUUGUGUUCCUUCUGGGCUCGGUGACGUUGGAUUGAAUUCAGAACUUCCCCUGCCAGUGUCAGUCUUCAAUGGGCGCUAAAAACGGCCUUACUGACGUGACACGGGUCAACUGGACCUCACGUCAAGUGCCUUGCUACAUGUGCCAAUCAAGAAGAUCUCAAUCACAACCGAACUUGGUGUCAUUUGGGUUUAUAGUGAAAGAGGGUGACUUCCUUUAUAUCUUUUUCAAUGAGGAAGCUGAAGGCUAGACAGACUAACUAUUAUUUCAGGACAAUGUUUGGCUUAUUUGUUCCCCCUUACUGGUACUGUUUCAAUGAUAAUAUGUACCCAAACAGUAUGUUGUGGGUCCAAUGAAAAGUAAGCCAUGUUUUUUUUUAAAUCUUUUUUUACAUAAUGGUUUCUUUUUAAAUGUGAAUUACUGAGAGAAUUGUAAUUUUGACCUUUGACAAGCCUUUCAAUACUCACCUGUCUGGAUUAAACAACUUUUAAUACAAAAUGCAUUUUAUGUUAA